Molecule: messenger RNA, 1236 nt
Organism: Pieris macdunnoughi
Lineage: Eukaryota; Metazoa; Arthropoda; Insecta; Lepidoptera; Pieridae
Source: the annotation of a GenBank genome assembly
AUGGCUCUCCGAUUGUGUGUGAAACGGAUAUUUAAUGCAAAUAAUAAACGAUGCAUGUCACAUUACCCAAUAGAUGAACAUAUAUUUGGACUGAGCGAUGAACAAAAACAGCUAAGACAAGUGGUAUUUGACUUUGCACAAAAGGAAUUAGCACCUAAAGCGGCUGAGAUUGAUAAGGAAAACAAUUUCAAAGAGCUAAGAGAGUUCUGGAAAAAACUUGGCAGCCUCGGUUUACUUGGUAUAACUGCAAACCCUGAUUAUGGAGGAACAGGAGGAAAAUAUUCUGAUCAUUGUCUAAUUAUGGAAGAGUUAUCGAGAGCGAGCGGAGGGAUCGCGUUAUCAUACGGAGCACACUCCAAUCUGUGCGUCAACCAAAUAAACAGAAAUGGAACGCAUGAACAGAAGAGCAAAUAUUUACCCAAGUUAUGUUCAGGUGAACACAUGGGCGCGUUGGCUAUGUCUGAGCCAGGAGCCGGUAGUGACGUAGUAUCAAUGAAGUUGCGAGCGGAGAAAAAGGGCGAUUAUUAUGUUUUAAAUGGGAGCAAAUUUUGGAUAACGAAUGGACCUGAUGCUGAUGUCUUAGUGGUUUAUGCCAGAACAGAAUUAAACACGAAGCCACAACACGGAAUCACUGCGUUUAUAAUCGAGAAAGGCUUCCCUGGAUUCUCGACAGCGCAGAAAUUAGACAAAUUAGGAAUGAGAGGCUCCAACACAGGCGAAUUAGUUUUUGAAGAUUGUAAGGUUCCAGCUGUAAACGUUCUAGGCGAAGUGAAUAAAGGUGUCUAUGUUCUAAUGUCUGGUUUGGAUUUAGAAAGGUUAGUUCUUGCCGGUGGACCUGUGGGUCUUAUGCAAGCUGCUAUUGAUACUGCGUUCCAUUAUGCGCACACUAGAAAACAAUUUGGAAAGAAUAUAGGAGAAUUUCAGCUUCUACAGGGAAAGAUGGCCGAUAUGUACACAACGUUAAGUGCCACUCGAUGUUAUCUUUACAAUGUGGCUAAAGCCUGCGACGAAGGCCAUGUAAAUAGCAAGGACUGCGCCGGAGUUAUUUUAUACAGCGCUGAGAAGUCUACACAAAUAGCAUUAGACGCUAUACAGAUAUUAGGGGGUAAUGGUUAUAUUAAUGACUACCCCACUGGCAGAAUACUCAGAGAUGCAAAACUAUAUGAAAUUGGUGCUGGCACAUCUGAAAUUAGAAGAAUGCUUAUAGGACGAGCAUUGAACACCGAAUAUAAAUAA